Molecule: messenger RNA, 379 nt
Organism: Amoebophrya sp. A25
Lineage: Eukaryota; Dinophyceae; Syndiniales; Amoebophryaceae
Source: the annotation of a GenBank genome assembly
CGCAGAUCGAACGAGCGCUACCACAGGAGACAUGCAUUUAGGCAAAAAAUCAUCAACAUGAUCAUGACACACAUUCCAGAAUCUUCUUGUUUCCGUCCUUCACUUACUCCACGACGUCCUUCUAGGUUUUAGCUACUCAUCCUUGUUCUCGUUGAUGUUGGUCUGGUAGAGAGAUUUUUGGGUAAGAAUGACUUUCGAGGAUAUGGCGCUAAUGUUUGACCGAGAGACUGCGAAAGGAAAUCGCGGCGUUGGUUUUAAGUCAAAAAACGAAUGCAUCCGUUGAAGCCAACGUAGUACGUGCGGGGGGUCAGCUAUGCAAGUUCGACGAGCAAUUGCGAGCACGUGAGAAUCCUGCAACUGACGAUUAUGAUAAAGGGAG